CACUACUGCGCAGGCGUCAGGUACAGGGAAGGCGGCUUUAACCCUACUGCGUAAACAGGCACUUUGUAUCCGCUCGUCAGCUGCUGCUAAACAGAUCCAGCUUUCUCCAAGGCAGCGAAGUUCCAGGUUGCAGUUUUGGCUUUAUAACCAGAGCCACCCUCUUCCAACAUGAACCACGGUCCUCAGCUGAUUGCUUUUACUCGUGCCCAGGAGGAAUCGGAUCUCUGGAGAGAUGGUCAUGUCCAGAAAAAAUGCUGCAGAGGCUCCCAUCUUGCUGGCCAGGAGGAAGGGAACAUUGCGGGUGAGGCAGCUCGCAGCUUCUAUGAGAGCCUUUUGGAAGCUCCAGCUAAUCCUGUGAGACCCUCACAUAGGAAGCGAAAGGUGCCUUGCGUAGGCCACCGACCUGUGCAAGAGGUUCCUCCCGUCCAGAACCACCCAGGACAGACAAGUAGCCGCACAGGGAACAAGUUUUUGAAAGCCGCCCAGGAUGGGGACCUGAAAUUUCUGCGGACGCUGGCAGAGAAGGAAGGGUGUGAUGUGAACUAUAGAGAUGAUUAUUAUUGGACAGCGAUUAUGUGUGCAGCUUACGCUGGACGGGUGGAGGCUGUGAGAUAUCUCCUGAGCCGUGGUGCUGCCUGGGUAGGGGUCUGUGAGCCACAAGGCCGGGAUGCUAUGGAUUUGGCCGAGGAGGCAGGACACCAGGAUGUGGUGGACGUCCUACGGGAGAGCGAAAGGCCACAGGUGAAGGAGGAACCCUCCAGCCCGCAGCCACCAGCCGAGAGGAACUACUGUGCCGUGUGCCGGACGCACUACAGCGAGGACACGGUGGCGUUGCACGAGCGCUCGACUGCUCAUCUGUUCAACCGGCGCGACCCACUGCCCCCCACACGCUACCACAUCCCAGAGAACAACGUGGGCUUCCGGCUGAUGGUCAAGGGAGGUUGGGAUCAGGAAGCUGGCUUGGGGCCUGAGGGCACUGGCCGCAAAUUCCCGAUCCAGACUGUCCUCAAGCGAGAUCAGAAAGGGCUGGGCUUCUGCAGUGACCUCAGACCCAAAGUCACCCACUUCGACGCCAAUGACUCCAGUGCAGUGGAGAGGCCCGUAGAGCAGCAGCCCAGGAAGGAAAGGGCAGCGACGGUGGGGAAACGCGAAGCUCGGCGCAGAGAGGCCAAGGCCGAAGCUUGGGAACGCAACCUCCGUACUUACAUGAACCUUGAUAUUUGAGCUCUUAUUGGUUAGAGGAGCUGUCUACAUAACCACUCGAUCUCCUUCUGGCCCAAUCGGAGAGACAGGACAAUGUUGUAAAGGGGAAAGGUCGGCUGAAGGAAGGUACAAGGAGCUGCUGGCACCUGGUAGGCAGGAGCCAAAGUGGGUAAUCCAGAAAAAUAAAUGUGGAGUUUCUCAUAUGUUGCACUAAGCCAUAACACUCUCAGGCAUCCUUGGACCACCCAGGUAAACGGGCCAAAGGUCAGAAAAGGCUCUUGGCUUCCUUUCAGGAUCCCCAAGGGAAGCAAAAGAUCAACAUCUCUCUGUUUUCCUUCCUUCCCCUGGAGAUCUAUUAGCAAACAAAAUGUUAGCUUUCGCCCUGCACAGUCGUUGGUGUUCAUUGGGCAGGGCUAUGUGUACUCUAUGCUGGGAAGAAAAAUAGAAUUCUUUGCCAACAGUGCUUCAGAACUUGCCUCACGAAAGAUCUGAAUUAUGUAGCUUAUAGAAACUAUUCAAAUUAAAUCACCUUAUGCAGAAA
Molecule: messenger RNA, 1744 nt
Organism: Lacerta agilis (Sand lizard)
Lineage: Eukaryota; Metazoa; Chordata; Lepidosauria; Squamata; Lacertidae
Gene: GPANK1
Product: G-patch domain and ankyrin repeats 1
Exons: 3
Coding region: 169-1224 (351 amino acids)
Molecular function (GO): nucleic acid binding; protein binding
Source: RefSeq, a predicted model, not a curated record